AUGAGCGUGCGCAAGGCGCACAACUCCGGUCGAAACCACUUGAGGAACGUUGUGGAGUACUAUCAGCAAAUCGGACAAGAAAACGCCCAAUCUGUCAUUGACUCUAUCACGGCAUCCUACGCCGCAGAGGGCCAGCCCCUCCCCAAUCCCGCCAUGGUGCCAGGUGCAUUCCCGCCUCCAUUUGGCUUCCCAGGUACACCCAUCUUUCAUAUUUCCCAGCAACCUCAACAAACAAGUCUAACAACGGCCUCGCGAGGCAACUUAGGCCAAGGACCUCCUCUUCCAUUCGGCAUGCCCCCACCAGGGGCCCCCGGCGCUCCAGGAAUGCCGCCUCGUAUGUAUCCCCACGGAGCCUCUUCUCAACUUCUACACCCACUCCCACACCCGCCAACACCCUACCUACAUGGACAAACAACUAACAAGUCUGAUUUCACCUGGACAGCCCCCGGCGCCCCCGGCGGUCUUCCCUUCCCACCUCGCUUCCCUCCCAAUGCCUCCGGCACUCCUCCUCAGGGAGGUUUCCCUCCCCCGCUUCCGAACUUGCCUCCCGGUUCAAGCCUACCUCCCCUUCCUCCAGGAGGCUUCCCCGGAUUCCCCAUUCCUCCUCCCGGUGCGGCCGGUGCGUUUCCUCCACCCAUGCCAGGUGGUGCAACACACUCGCCCAUUCCAUCUGGACCCCGUGGUUCAGAAGGAUACCCUCCUCCCGGAGGCGGUCCUCCUCCAGGAAUGGACAAGUGGUAA
Penicillium waksmanii is the source of this 741-nucleotide messenger RNA. RefSeq names its product putative U1 snRNP complex component Yhc1. Bases 1 to 741 code for a protein of 246 amino acids. Gene Ontology annotation, molecular function: zinc ion binding; pre-mRNA 5'-splice site binding. NCBI's taxonomy places the organism in Eukaryota, Fungi, Ascomycota, Eurotiomycetes, Eurotiales, Aspergillaceae. Gene Ontology annotation, cellular component: U1 snRNP. The record is from RefSeq and is a predicted model, not a curated record. Gene Ontology annotation, biological process: spliceosomal snRNP assembly; mRNA splicing, via spliceosome; mRNA 5'-splice site recognition. The transcript has 2 exons.